GACAUUUUUUCAAGAAAAAAUUGAGUAAAUAAUCUCCAAAUAUGAAAGAGAUAUAUGUAAACAAUCUCACAUGAAAUCAAAAAGAUUUUUUUUCAGUUACUCAAUGCAUCAAAAGAGAAAUGAAAUGAAAUUUUGGUGGUGGCAAUUCAUCAUAUUCCUUGAAGUGUCUAUAGUUACAUCGUUGGCAGAAGCUCAGCAGAACAACAGCAUCCCAGUGACUCACAGUGAUUGCGAAUUGAAAAUAUAUAGCUGUACCAAACUCGUCAAACCUAUGUUGAACGACGUCAGAUACAUGUUCCCUACGACACUCAGUGACGUUGAUGCCAUGUGCAAGAUGUGGAGCCGUUUUGUGGAUUGUGUGAGAAGAUACAUGUCCUCUUGCUCGACUGAAGACCAGCGGUCAAAAUUUAACAAAGCGGUUAGUCACUCAAUGGACACAGUCCAUCAGAUUUGUAGCUCUGAUCGACAUCAAAAAGAUUAUUUGGAAAGUGCUCACUGUUUCCGUCGUGUUUCAGUCCACAGUUGUGGCCGGUACUAUCGACCUCUUGUGGCACAGGUAGCUAACCGAGAAGCAGAGGACACUCACAUCUGCUGUGCAUAUGGUCAAUUCAAAAGCUGUGUUAGUGCUCCACUGUUAAGGAAUUGUGGCAUAAAAGUUCAUGCUCUAUUAGAUCAUUCCCUAUCUUAUCUUGUAAGCAGAUGUAGUAACACAUUUUAUCCAUUAUCAUAUCACUGUCCAACUGCUCCCCCACCAUCGCCGCUGACAUCAGUGAGGACUACCACUCCGCUGCCACCUCCUCCAUCUACAGAGACUUUACCAGCAGAGCUCACUGACACAUCCACUAGUUCUGUGAGUAAAGCUAGGACCAUCAUUUAUACCCUACCACCUACACAAGACAGUAGAACUUCUGCGGCAUCUCCAGGUCUUAGCUAUUGGUGUACAGCUAAACUUUGGGCCAUGUCAAUUUUUUGGAUUUCAGUGAUGUUUUAGAAUUGCCCAUUAGUUGCAGAAUCCCAUUUGCAAUGCCACUUCAUUGGUUUCAUCCACUAAACUGAAUGGAUUAUUGUUCACUGCCUUCUGUUUUAUUCAUUUAUUUAAUUAUGAUAGGCUUUAUUAUGCUUAUUUCUCUAAUUUAUUCAAAUCAGAAAAUGUGUCGAGUUCAUGGAUUGAAAUUCUGGGAAAACAGACCUGACGUCACAAAUUAAGAAAAAAAAAUAAUAAUAAUAAAUUUUAACAUUAGUUUCAAAUUUAGCAGACUAAAGACUCUAGCAUUUUUCAAAUCUCUAAGCAUACUAAAAUGAUUGCGAUGUAUUAAUAUUAAAGAAUGUUUAAAAACUUAAACAGAACUAAAAAUUUGAAAUUAUUUUAUUUUAUUUUUAAUGUGGAAAAAGUUGAUUUAUAUAAAUGCUAAGCAGCUAUUUUCUCCGGAUGUUUUAACUCUGUAACCUUUGAUUUUGAACCAGAUCGAAAAGACGAGGAAAUCAAGGGGUAAAUGAGGUUAACCCGCAGCUGCCUUUUAUAGCUUAGAAAAUCCCGAAAUGUUCCAAUUGAUAGCCUAACAGCCCUGCUCUAAACCACGUAGCUAUGUACCAAGGGAAUAUUUUAUGUCAGAACUGUGGUCUGUGCCGGCGGGUAUAUAAUUGAAGUAAAGCAAAUAGGGUUGGUAUUAAAACCUGAGUUUAUCAUGAGGCAAUAUUGAUCCAACUAAAUGUUUUUUGCAAUAAAAUUGAAUAAAAUAAAUAGCUACACAAAAACUAUUUUUAUUUACUUUACAGAGCUUCAGAAAAUGACAUCGCAAGAAUAAAUACUUGAGCCUAACUCUGGACGGCAUGGAUUUAAUUAUAAUCAGAUUCUUAUAAAAGUUAAACGAAGGUUCUAAUUUUCUUUUCGAAGAAAAUCAAAAAGAUACGUGGGGGAACGUUUGAGUCAUAGUAUUGCGAACUACAAAAUUAAUCGCUUACGCACAGUCAGAACAAUUUUUUUCUCAUUGGUGGAAAUUCUUAAAGAUAUUUUUCGAAGAAAUUUAAUUAUUAAAAAUAUUCGAAAUUUUCAUAGAAGUUAAAACUUUGUUCUUUGUCUUAGAAAAAAUGUUUUCACUAUACAUAAUUGGGUGUAAAUUUAUGUUUCCAAAUUGUGUACCUUAGUGAAAGAUAGAUAAAUAAAUUAUGAAGAAAAAUAUUUAUAUAACUAUUGUAAAAACUUGUAUUCAUUAUAAGGGGAAAAAUAUUUAUGCAUCAAUUUAUGUUUUAAGUAAGUACAAAUUUUUAUGUCUCUCUAUCACAUUAAGUAAUAAGUUUGUUAAUCACAGUUUUAUAUUUUAUAAAUAUUUUCUUCAUUUAUGUGUAUGUUAGAAUUAGAAUUGCAGGAAUAAAAAAUAUGUAAAUAUAGAUGA
This is a messenger RNA of Parasteatoda tepidariorum (common house spider), 2393 nucleotides long. RefSeq lists its product as uncharacterized. The record is from RefSeq and is a predicted model, not a curated record. Lineage: Eukaryota; Metazoa; Arthropoda; Arachnida; Araneae; Theridiidae.